This is a messenger RNA of Cooperia oncophora, 300 nucleotides long. The record is from the annotation of a GenBank genome assembly. Lineage: Eukaryota; Metazoa; Nematoda; Chromadorea; Rhabditida; Trichostrongylidae.
AUGGUAUUCCAUCGCUCAGAUGAUGGUGCAGCAGCAGCAUCGAUACCGAGUUCAAAUGUUCCCGUACCUGCAUCUCAACCAUCUAACAGCCCUCCUGCUCCUAUUUCGUUUGCCGCCGUCGCCGCUGCUGCUGCGAAGAAGGAAUUGAAACGUCAACAGCCUCCUCAACCAACGAAUUCUGUUUCGUCUUCUGAGCAGCCUGCUCAAGCGCCUACGGAAUUCCAUCAUGAGGAGCCUGUCAGUAGUGCUGCUCCGGCUGCAGGUGAUCAACCCACGUCUAAGGAUGUGUUUUACAGGUAG